AUGAAUGUGCCUUUUGAGGAGAGUGUCACAGAUAUCUCCCUCAAUAAGAAUCAAAAGACUUUUGAAAAGAACGACUUAUUAGCGCAGAGUUAAAAAAAUCCCUCCCAGUAUUUGAAAGAAUAGUCCAGUCAUAAUUAGGUGGAGGACUAUUAAGAUAGCAUGACAGAUCUGAAAAACAAUCUCAAUAAUCUCGAGAAGUUGUCAAAGCACAAAUCAGAACUCAAAAAUUAGUUCAAUUAUCCAAUGUAUGAGAGUUAAUACAGCACUUCAAGCAAGAGUAAGAAUCAUAGACCUGGAAUUGGUAACAGAAACUUUGUUCCAUUAAAAUCAGACGUUUCUCAAAUUUAUUCCUAAAAGUAGCAUCACCAUUAGAUGUAUAGACUUAGCAAAGGCAAAUAGCACGAUAUGAAACUCACUGCUGAUCUUUCAAUCAAAGACUCAGAGUUCCCCUUGAUGGACUAAGAGAAAAGUCCUAAUACAUAGCAGGAUUAUUCCUUGGAUUAUAAAAAUAGUACUAAUGGGGGUGAACAAAAGCAAUUGUAGAUGAAAGAUGAGCUGAACAAGAGUAGUUUAUAUUUGGUUCAGCAGACUUCGAAGAAUUCUACAGGAAACUAAAAGUCAAAGUUAUUAAUAGAUAUUAGCCCAAACAUACAUAACAUCCAUAUCCAAAGAAACUCCCCAAACGACUAUGAUGAGUUUAAAAAUCAUGAUUCCCCAAUGAAAAAGUAUGGCCAAGGCCUAAUUUAUAAGGCUUUCAAAGUAGUUACAGAUGAAGAUGAGUAGUAAAAAUAAAUAAAUACCGAAGUAAAUCCACUUAAGCUUAAUCUUAAUUUCACUAACAAUCAGUCCCCUAAACCAAUGCUAUAGUCUCUAUAUGCAAUGAAGAAUUUUUAUACAAAUAGGAAUGUAAAUUUUCUCAAAUUUUUCCAGUCAAGCAACAAUGAGGACACUUAAUACAAAUACAGGUUCAACUAUGACGUAUUCAAUAAUAGAUAGUUUAUGCAUAAAAGAUCUAGAAGUUAAAACAGUCAUUCAAACGCAAACAAUGAUGCCUUUAAAUAGAAAUUAUUCGAUUACAUUUCAAAGAACAGUCUAGAUGAGAAAUCAGCCCUUGAUUGCCAUUUCUCUCGCUAGAGCAAUUACGUAGCUCCUCAAUCCUUCAGAAAGGAUCGAACUCUCUCCAAAUAAAGACACUCUAACCUAGUAUCUAAACUUAACUCUAUCGUUUUUCAAUAAGGAAAUAAGCCUAAGACAGCUCAAGAAUCGUUGAAUCAAGAUCUUUCAGUCAGAAUGAAUUGCUAACCUAUAUAGAAAAAUAUCAGGAAAUAAAUGCUGGAUGAUUAAUAGCCAAUUCUCCUUAUUCCACCCUCACUAAAGAGAAAUACUUUAGAGACCUUCUAGUAGUAAGAAAUUAAAAUUCCAUUAUUCAAUCAGCUUGAUGCUCCUAGUCCGUAAAAUCGACUUACAAUUGGCAAUCCAAAAUUUAGCAUCACCUAUCAGGCAGAUAAAAGCCCAGUGUCAUCUAAGCAUACCACACCAUAGCUCUCAAAUAGGCAAUCUAGAUUUUAGUCCCUAGAUAAUCAAAACAGAGAUAUUAUUAAGCAAUCAUUAAGUAAUAAUAACAAUAACAGCAACACCAACAAUUUUAACAAUGCCAGUUUAAAUAUCAAUAAUAAUGCGAGUGUAACCAAUAAUAACAACCAUACUAAAUAAGAAAAAUCUCCUAUUGGUAGAUAGUUCUCAAUUACUCCACUGAUAAAAAGGAAGGAGCAAAUGAUCAACGUUAUGAUUAUGAAGUAAAGAGCAAAAUCAUAGUUGAAAGGCAUCCGUGAGAAUACAGGUACUCUUAAGAAAAAGUUUGAGUAUCAAAGACUCAUGAUAAGUAACUAGCUAGAUUAGUUGAAAGUGCUGGAGAAUUACAUUGUUGAAAUCAGAAAUAAAUAGGUCUAGGACAAGGAUGAGAUACUAGGGGUUGGACCUGGAUACGUGCUACCUUAAGCUGUGAGUACAUAACCUUAGAUUCUCAAUCAAACUAAGAAAGGCAUCAACAGCAGAGAAAUUUUGGAAUUUUAGGUGUAAAAAAAUAUUAGUAAGCAGUUGAAAGGGAAUGCUGCUAAAAUUUUCAUGGCUUCAAUAAAAAGUUGA
Molecule: messenger RNA, 2145 nt
Organism: Stylonychia lemnae
Lineage: Eukaryota; Ciliophora; Spirotrichea; Sporadotrichida; Oxytrichidae
Source: the annotation of a GenBank genome assembly